Molecule: messenger RNA, 1772 nt
Organism: Ceratotherium simum simum (southern white rhinoceros)
Lineage: Eukaryota; Metazoa; Chordata; Mammalia; Perissodactyla; Rhinocerotidae
Gene: INSYN2B
Product: inhibitory synaptic factor family member 2B
Source: RefSeq, a predicted model, not a curated record
UGUAUGGUCCCAGGCCUUUCAACUGAGGCUCAAUGGCCCAGCAAAAUAUGAAAGUGCGACCUGUGCUUCUAAAGCGUAAUAGUCUUGAGUCGGUGGAGUUUGUGAAGCAACCUCACCACCGCAGGAGCAAAUCUCAGCAGGUGCGAUUUAAGGAAGAUGGGACCAGUAAGACUCCAUCUCACCUAACUGAGGUUGAUGUCCAAACUUCCAAAGAACCGACUUUAAUGGGUAAGACUCAAGCACCCAGGCACCAUCAUCUCCCCACAUACUCACUCUCCUUCCCCAGGUCUCAGAAGGCAGAGGGCUUUCGGAACAUCGCGAUCCAAACUUCCCCUAGUCUCAGGAAGCAUUUCCCAGUUUUCAAAAGGAAGAGACUCACAGCCAGCAAGUCCCUGGUGGAAAUGCCAUCAGCAUCCCAAAGUGCCAUCCAGGUCAACGGCAACCUCUCUGAACAGGACAUUGUGUCUUCUGACCUUGCCUACUUAAGGCUGGCUCAGCAUCUUGAGGAUGGGCCUCAAAGGGUCAAAGUGUCCCACCCAUUUCUCCCUAGAAAGUCAAAGGUGCAAAGCAAUGGGCCUGUUAGCAUAUGCUUGGCAGAAGGGAGUUGGAAGCCCUCAGAAAAAGCAACAGCUGCCAUUCAGGUCCCAGACGAUAUUUAUCACAGUCCUACCUGGGCAGCUAGAGAAUCCACUUUCAGCCCAGACAGGUCUGCUGAAAUAAGCAACUCCAUACACGCUUUGGUUGACAUGUGUGCAGUUGAUGGGAGAACAGUGCCACCAUCAGAUUCAGAAAGAUCCCCCUCCUGCUUAAAUGCCACCAGCAGUGCCAACCACAUGCCAGGCACAGGAAAACUUAAACCGGAAUUGCUUUUGCCCAAAGACAACUCUGAUGACAAAGACUUUGGCCCACUGUCAUCUCAGUCAAAGGAAACAUAUGUUCCUUCACCUCCACGGACUCACAGCUCCCCCUUGCCAGGCUGCCACAGCCAGCCAGCCCAUCCAGGAGGGGCUUCAGACUGUCUGUCAUCGAGUAACAAUCACCAGGAUCUGCUGUCACUCAAACCUAACAGUGCAUCAAAAUCUGCCCCUGUGUGUCAAGAGCAGACAGCGAAGAACCCCACCCAGUCAGACAACCCGGAGUUUCAAAAUUGUCCAGAAAGCGACCACCUCCCACCCUCUCUUCUGAGGAGGGAGACCAAACUUCAGAGCAACAGGGACACGGGUGGGAUUAGUCAGAUUCACCUGGCACAGGGGGAACUCUGCGACCUCCAAGGCAGGCUGCAAUCUGUGGAGGAAUCUCUACACUCAAACCAAGAGAAAAUUAAAGUCCUUUUGAAUGUAAUUCAAGACUUGGAGAAAGCUCACGCUCUCACAGAAGGGCGCAACUUUUACCGAACUGGCCAGGAUCUCAACAAUUGCAGUACCUGCCAGAACACAGCGUGCAUCAUAUACAGUGUAGAAUAUGAUUUUCGGCAGCAGGAAGGCAGGUUCCAUGAAGUUCUACAGAGUCUGGAGGAAGCGGAACCAGUUGAGGAGGCUUCUCCCCCACCAGAGUCCCCAGCAGAACCCCCAGUCCCUGAGAAACAGGACUCACGGCGGAAAACCAAGAAGGUGAAGAAGAAAUGCUUCUGGUGGAUCUGAGCUUGUUGGGACCCUUCCCUCAGCCCUCCCCAGACACCUCCCUGAGGAAGGGAAACCACUGCCCUCAGGCCUCCUCGACUUCUUAGCAAAGGCCCCAGGCUGUGAGCCUCUCAACCUGAGACCUGAGAAAUG